AUGUACUCGCUUAUUGUGCUAGCAUCAUUAUUAAUCGGAUCCGAUGCCCUAUUCGGUUUCGGUUUUGAGCAGACUGUCUCUGUUCGAGGACGUCUGAUGUGCAAUGGUCGACCAGCACAAGGAGUCAUUGUGAAAAUGUAUGACAAAGAUCUUCUCUUUGAUUCAAAGAUGGGUGAAACGAUUACGGAUAGCGAUGGUUUUUUCAGUCUUGUCGGACAUGGUCAUGAAAUCACUGAUGUUGAUGCAAAAGUUAACUUUUACCACAACUGUGAGAGCAGCGUGUUGAGGUGCAAGAGGAAAUUCUCCAUCUUUAUCCCCGAUAAAUAUAUCACUCGAGGAAGUCACCCCAGCAUGACAUACGAUUUUCAUCAGAUGGAAUUGGCCGGAAGAUACCCCGACGAGAGCCACGAUUGCUUACACAGACGGAGA
This is a messenger RNA of Mesorhabditis belari, 429 nucleotides long. NCBI's taxonomy places the organism in Eukaryota, Metazoa, Nematoda, Chromadorea, Rhabditida, Rhabditidae. The record is from the annotation of a GenBank genome assembly.